AUAACAUGGAAAUCUCAUCUUUAUUUCCUCAGAAUCGUCUAGCUUUUGCAAACUCCAGCCAAACAACUUUCUGACAAUCCUCCCCGUCAUUCUUUAUCUGUAACCAUGGAGACGGUGGUGAUCGUGGCCAUAGGUGUACUCUCCACCAUCUUCUUGGCAUCAUUUGUGGCGCUGGUUGUUGUGUGCCGUCAUCGUUACUGCCACCUUCCAGACUUCCUGCACCACUUCGAUUCCAAACCUACAGUGGACCUGAUGGGAGCGAUGGAGACUCAGAGUGAACCAUCAGAGCUGGAGCUGGAUGAUGUGGUCAUCACUAAUCCUCACAUUGAGGCCAUGCUGGAGAACGAAGACUGGAUCGAAGAUGCCUCCGGUCUUGUGUCCCACUGCAUUGCGAUUCUGAAGGGUGGAUGACGUGGUUCGAUCUAUGUACCCUCCACUGUACCCCAUUCUUCUGGAUGCCAGGUAACUUCUUAUGCUGGCAGGGACUACUGCAUGUUUACGUUUCUGCAAGGAAGUGCAUUGACUUGACCAACUCAUUUUUUGGACCAGGGCGACAGCAUUACUAUUGUCGGUCAGUCACUUGGUACUGGUGACACGAAACGCCUGUCACAUGUCUGGCAGCCUGGACUGGAUCGACCAAUCACUGCAUGCCGCCGAGGAUCACAUGAUCGUGUUGAGAGAGGCGGCUUUAGAAUCUGAACCAGAGAGAGGUUUGCCGGAGAGAGAGCAGUCAAUCUGAGUCACUCCCAGACAUACUGUGUGUACAGUACACACAUUAUUAUAAGAACAUAUGCAUGAAUGCACCUGUAAAGAAUAUGAUAUUUAGUGAACGAUACCUCAGCACAUCCAUGAUAUGACAGAGAAAGGCAUCUUAACUUAGCCGUACUUUCAAACUCACUCUUUCACUGUAUCUCAUUUUUAUGUCUGUUACAAGUUUAAUCACUAGUCAUACUGUCUGAUAUUUCCUCAUGCUGGAUUUAUAUGUAGAUGUUGAUGACAAAAAGAGACAAUCGAACAAAAAAAAAAUGGUUUCGCUAAAUAAUGUAUAAACCAAACAAGGUCUGUAUUUUCUUCCCUGUCUCUUAUAUUUGAGACAACAUAGUAUAUUGUUUUAAUAAUAUAAAAUGUUUCAGAUGCAGAAAUUAUGGGUUAUUUC
Messenger RNA from Carassius carassius (crucian carp), 1156 nucleotides. Its product is annotated as transmembrane protein 98-like. Bases 106 to 411 code for a protein of 101 amino acids. The record is from RefSeq and is a predicted model, not a curated record. Gene Ontology annotation, cellular component: endoplasmic reticulum. The transcript is spliced from 4 exons. NCBI's taxonomy places the organism in Eukaryota, Metazoa, Chordata, Actinopteri, Cypriniformes, Cyprinidae.